CCAGCCUUCAAAUAUUUUCGCAAUGAAGUUUUUGGUCACGUUAACUGUUGCUGCCGUGGCAGCCGCCAGUCCUAUCAACGUUAACCAACCUGCUACCGUACCUGAUGAGAAUGAGGCAUACAGACAACUACACCAACGAAAUAUUGGCGUCGUCGCCAAAGAAUUUACCACAGAAGGCUGCAAACCCUACAUGUUUUUCUUCUCACGUGGCUCCACGGAAAUUGGCAAUUUGGGAACGGAAGUUGGGCCACAGUUAUCCGACGGCUUAAAGGCGUAUCUUGGGAAAGACAACGUUGCCACGGAAGGAAUCGACUACGCCGCCUUGCUCUCGACGAACUUUCUCCCCGGUGGAGCAGAUCCAAUCGGCAUUAAAGUGAUGCGAGACAUGGUCAACACGGCAGCAACGGACUGUCCCGACUCCACCAUACUUCUGGGAGGCUACAGCCAAGGAGCAGCUAUGGUUCACCGUACCGUCGAGGCUCUUCCCCCCACCGUCCAAAGCCGCAUCGCAGGGGCUGUCACCUUUGGCGAUACGCAGAACACACAAGACAAUGGACAGGUACCCGGACUGUCUCCAGCAAAGACCAAAGUUAUUUGCAACCCCGGGGAUUUAGUUUGCGUCGGCAUCCUGACGAUCACGCCGGCUCAUCUUGCGUAUACGCUCCGUGCAGACGAGGGGGUUCAGUUCCUGGUUAAUCGGGCGAUGGCACCCAAUUGAGAUGCGCACGUGACGAGAAGUGUUCUGGUACCCGCGCUGGUUUUUGUUCAGGGCCAGGUAUCGGUACCGCUGGUGACAAGGGUUACGAUUAACGAUCUAAUGGACUACGGUAUUUAGCGAGCGUGUUGUUGAGCGACAGCAUUCAAAUUCAUUUUCAAAUCGGAGGUUUGUGGCGGGUUAUAUAUAAUAUGGUGUCAUGGAUAAGUUUUCAAUUGUGUGUUUGUACCGUGCGCCAUCUUGGCACGCGCCAACUCUUAGCAUGUACUGUGGGAUUGAGCGACAUAUGUGUGCCUGAGGUGGUGCCUAAGGCAG
Messenger RNA from Pseudomassariella vexata, 1030 nucleotides. RefSeq names its product cutinase-domain-containing protein. Gene Ontology annotation, cellular component: extracellular region. The coding region runs from base 23 to 718 and encodes 231 amino acids. NCBI's taxonomy places the organism in Eukaryota, Fungi, Ascomycota, Sordariomycetes, Amphisphaeriales, Pseudomassariaceae. The record is from RefSeq and is a predicted model, not a curated record. The transcript is spliced from 4 exons. Gene Ontology annotation, molecular function: cutinase activity. Gene Ontology annotation, biological process: carbohydrate catabolic process.